AUGGAUGAUUUACUUGUUGCUCGAUUGAAGGCCCAGAAUUCCCAGAUCUCCCGUUUUCAUAGCCUCAGCGGCUCUCCGGCGCUGUCUUUAGGAGUGUUCCAUCAGGGCAAAGUUAUUCAUACCGCACAUUUCGGUCGCAAAGAUGUCUCUAAGUCGAGUCCGCCCAACGAUGACUCUGUGUACUACGUAGCAUCAAUGCUUAAAAUACUAACCGUCUCUACGGUUGCAAAACUCGUGCAUGACGGGAUACUUGGCUGGGAUGUACCCGUGCGGGAGUAUCUACCAGGAUUCAAUCGAGAAGAUGACAUCGGACGGCUGACAACGUUGAGAGAUCUGAUUGCAAACCGAACCGGUUUGGCUGUCGCCGCUUUCUUUUGGACUCAACAGAACGGCGAGCUUCUGCUUGGGAAAAACGAAAUGGUGCAUAUGGCGUGCCAUCUUAAAGCAGUUAAACCUUUUCGAGCAUCCUUCCUAUACUCUCAAUGGAACUACAUCUUGGUUCAGAUCAUCAUUGAGACAGUUACCGGGAAACCAUUUGGGACACUCAUCCAGGAAACCAUGAUCACCCCGCUUGGGCUCAAGAAUACCACUUUCAGUAUCCCUCAUGGAGAAAAUGUGGUCGCUCCACAUGCUGUUCGUGACAACGGCACUGCAGCAAAGAUUGAGAUCAAUCCUUGGACGGAUGAAUCCGGUAUCACUGCCGGCGCUGGCGGGAAAGCUUCACUCAAUGACUUGCUCACCAUCUACAUCGAGCUCCUUUCUGCGCACAGUCACCAAAGCUCCCAUAAUGUGAACACCACGCCAGGGUCGCCCUUUACUCAUAUGAGGACAAUCUUCGAACCCCAAAUCAAGGCUCGUAGUUCAGGCGUCGAGGUUUAUCACCACACUAUGAGUAUUCCUGGGUUUCUGGGCUCUAUGUUCCUCGUUCCACGAUCAAACAGCGGCGUCAUUGUUCUCACCAACGCGACGCCCAAACUAGACGCAACCGACCUAUCCGCUCAGUGUCUUCUUGGAGUACUCCUGGGCGAGCCUCGCCCUAAUCUCGUUCGUAUGGCAGAGAUGGGUCAGAAAAUGAGCUUGGCCAUCUACCGGCAGAUCGCAUCCUCUUUAGAGCAAAGCCGGACUUUGAAACCACCUUCUUUACCGCUUCAAAUGUAUGCAGGUGUCUAUACAAACUCGGCGGGAAACUUCUUUCUCAAGGUCGAUACGACACAGAGAGGGCUGCACAUCACAGUCCAGAACAAGGCUCGGGUUGCAUACGACCUUUUCCCGUAUGACGGGAAUGUAUUCUACUGGCCGGUUAGCCGUGAAAGAGAGUUGUGCGAGAAAGCCAUGUGGCCACACCUUCUUCCUGCAUUCCAUAUUAUUACGUUUGGAGUGAAUGAAGGUGGUGUGGAUUGCUUGAGGUGGCACCAUGAUCCCUUGGACGGGCCGGAAGUCUUUGCAAAAGAUACAAGAAGGUCAAGACUGUAGUGAGAAGAUCUACAGAAUUUCCCCCCAGGGUAUAUAACAGGAACCAAUAGGUAUCAACACUGAGGCAAAUCAGUGAAGAAUUUGAAUGCGUGUACCUUCAAGUGGGGUAUGAUCAGUCCUCGCGCCAUUGGAGGGCGUAGAGUGUCUCCUGCCCCAUCAUUGUGCCACAAGCCGGACUUCGACAACUCAAUGGUUUCCGCAUCCGACAUGUAACAGUGCCCAAUUGAGUGCAUUCGCGUGGGCUCAGUCUUGGCUUCUUUAUUUCUCCGUCAAUGGUUGUCACCCUACAGUCUCGCCGCGCUGAGCGACAACCCUCCGUCGAUCACAACUGUGGCCCCGGUCAUGUAGCUUGCCCCAGGACUACAUAUGUGGACUAUUGUAUUAGCAAUCUCAUCUGU
Messenger RNA from Lindgomyces ingoldianus, 1871 nucleotides. RefSeq names its product beta-lactamase/transpeptidase-like protein. Bases 1 to 1473 code for a protein of 490 amino acids. The transcript is spliced from 2 exons. NCBI's taxonomy places the organism in Eukaryota, Fungi, Ascomycota, Dothideomycetes, Pleosporales, Lindgomycetaceae. The record is from RefSeq and is a predicted model, not a curated record.